This is a messenger RNA of Arachis stenosperma, 1098 nucleotides long. Its product is annotated as proteasome subunit alpha type-4. The transcript has 2 exons. The coding region runs from base 153 to 905 and encodes 250 amino acids. Gene Ontology annotation, biological process: ubiquitin-dependent protein catabolic process. NCBI's taxonomy places the organism in Eukaryota, Viridiplantae, Streptophyta, Magnoliopsida, Fabales, Fabaceae. Gene Ontology annotation, cellular component: proteasome core complex; nucleus; cytosol. The record is from RefSeq and is a predicted model, not a curated record.
ACCAGUGGCUGGAUUUCUAGUUCGAGCCUGAGAAUUUUGCUAAUUGCUACACACACGCAGAGAAGAGAACCCUAACCCCUCAAGCAGAAGUCACAGAUCACAGAGGAGAAGAGAGAACACUCGAUUGGACCCUCUUUGUCGCUCAGAUCAAUAUGUCUCGAAGAUAUGAUAGCCGUACAACAAUCUUUUCCCCUGAGGGACGUUUGUACCAAGUGGAGUAUGCAAUGGAGGCCAUCGGGAAUGCUGGUACUGCAAUAGGGAUCCUAUCAAAAGACGGGGUUGUUUUGGUUGGUGAAAAGAAGGUCACAUCCAAGUUGCUGCAAACUUCAACUUCCACCGAGAAAAUGUACAAGAUUGAUGAUCAUGUUGCAUGCGCUGUGGCUGGGAUUAUGUCUGAUGCCAACAUCCUCAUCAAUACUGCUAGAGUCCAAGCACAACGCUACACAUAUGCUUACCAAGAGCCAAUGCCCGUCGAGCAGUUGGUUCAGUCUCUCUGUGACACUAAGCAAGGUUACACACAAUUCGGUGGUCUUCGUCCGUUUGGGGUCUCGUUCCUUUUUGCCGGGUGGGACAAAAACUUUGGCUUUCAGCUUUACAUGAGUGACCCUAGUGGGAACUACGGUGGUUGGAAAGCUGCGGCUAUUGGUGCAAACAACCAGGCGGCACAGUCAAUACUAAAACAGGACUACAAGGAGGAUAUCACAAGGGAAGAAGCAGUUCAACUUGCAUUGAAGGUGCUAAGCAAAACUAUGGACAGCACAAGUCUAACUUCAGAAAAGCUUGAACUCGCAGAGGUUUUCCUCGCGCCCUCUGGAAAGGUCAAGUACCAAGUUUGCUCCCCCGAGACACUGACAAAGCUGUUGGUGAAGUUUGGCGUCACCCAACCAGCAACUGACACUGCUUAGCUUGUUGUUCAAUGUUUGGUGCAGUUUGAUUAUUACUAUGCAGUGCACUUAUUCCUUUUGGAAUAGGCUACACACUGUGUCCCAAGUUUACUUAAAAUUGUAAGUUAUAAAACGUUUCAUCUUGGUGAUGAUGUUGGCUUUGUAUACAGUUAUGUGCUAUUUAUAGACGUUUCAUCUGUGAUUGUUUAGCGUC